AUGUCAUGGCCGCGAGUCAGUCGGGCGUGGCGAACAUCAACAUCGUCGAUCGCAAGCCUCACCUCAACCCUGACCACCCAAAGCCGACCCGCCCGAGCCCCUACUUUCCCCCAAACUUUUCACCCUUUCCCCCAAAACCUCUUUCCCGCCAUGCUUUGUCGUCUCCCACCGCCGGCGGCGGCGGCGGCGGCAGUGGCGACAGGGCCCCGGGAAACAGCUGCUGGCAGUGAGCCUCACGCCAAGAGACAGCGCCUGGCGGAAGCUGAUGAGGCCUCCGCCAUGAGGGGCCUUAUGGAGCAGGAGAGGCAGCUGCGUAACCGAAACACAAUGCUGUUGGCCCCCAACAAGGACUUUCGUCGGGUGCUGGAGGUGCUGCUGGAAGUGAAGAAGCAGGUGGUCAACAGGAGACAUGAGGUCGCAGCAGCAGCAGCGGCAGCAGCGGCAGCUGGAGGGGGAAGUAGCAAGGGGACUGCGGCGCCGCCGGACGCUCGCGGUGGUGGUGGUUCAUCUCGGUACGGCAAGGACGAUCCGCGUAAGGCCCCCGGACGAACAACACGGAAUACUCGUUCAUAUGACAUCCGCCGCAUAUGCCGCCGCCGCGGCGGUGGCGCCAAGGGCGGAUCCAAGCCUCAAAGCUUUUCUGACGGCGGCGUUGCGUCCAAGGCGGCAGCCGCGGCGGCGACGGCGACGGCGCGGGGUUCUGGGUCCGGCGGCGGCAGGGGCGCCAAGGGCGGCGACGGCUCCAAGAAGAGCGGUGUGCCCAUCAUUAUCGUACCCUCGGGUUUGACCUCCAUGAUCAACAUGUACAACGCCAGGGCGUUUUUGGAGGAGGGCCGGUUUGUGCCGGCAGCGCAGGCCCAGGCCGCUGCCAGUGGCGCUCCGAAACCCAGCUCUCUCACCAUCCGCCGUACGGCCCACCGUGGUCCCCCGGGUGUGGAAUACACCCUGACGGACCGGGCCCCCCCCGCCGGCAGCCCCGACUGGGAGCGGGUGGUGGCGGUGGUGGUCCAGGGGGCCAAAUGGCAGUUCAAGGACUGGCCGUAUAAGGUCGGGGGCGCCAAGGACGGCGACCUGAUGGAGGCUCUGGCCAAGGUGUGUGGAUUCUUUGUGCACUUCGCAGACGAAAAGGUUGGACCCCCCGUAUCCGACUGGAAUGUUCGUACAAUAGCCCUCCACCGGGAGAACCGGCACAAGGACAUGAUGGCCAUGUUGGAGCUGUACCGCCACUUGGACGUCUUCCUGCAGGUCCGGUCGGAAACGGACGCAGAGCACGUAAAGCGGAGGAGCACCUGGUACUUCCAGCAGUUCAUAAAGCUUGCGGUCGCGGCCCACAUCCCGGGGCUUGCCGACUACUUCCUCAUUUUCGACAGUGAUAUGAUCGCUCUUCGCCCGCUGACCUGGUUCCUUCCCCUGGACUCUUCUGAAACUGGCAGCACUGUUGAAAAUAAUAAUAAUAAUGAUAACGACUCCAAAACCGACUUAUCACAACCGCCAUUACCAUUAUCGCCAUCGUCAUCAUCAUCGUUAUCGAAGCCCUACCCCGUUGUGCGCCCGGUACCCGGCAAGAGUGAGGAGGGCUGCGUCAACCAGCACCCUUUCCGCAUGCUCGUUAAUGUCGGGGGCUUCCUACCAAAAUACGGCUAUAUGCGCACGUACGAGCAUUUAACGGGCAGACAGAUCAUCUACGGGCACGACAACAAGAGUCUAGUCACGCACAGCGCCUUGGUGUACAAGCCGUACAUGGCGGAAUUCCUGGCCAACAUCACGUACGACAAGUACACGGGCAUACCUCAUGGCUGGGCUCUGUCCGUUGCGGACGCUGUCAGCAAGCUAUGGGACGUCGGCGAGGUGCUUGUGGGUUUCUCGGAGUUCUGGUCGUACCUGUCGUGGGCACAGGACAACUACCCGUGUGUAUUCCGGCAGGCUGAGGAGCGCACCUGGACCAGGACCCCAGUGCAGCUCCCGCGCACCCUCCCGAUCGCCGUCAGGGUGGACGAGCACACGUACAUCGGCAUAUGCUGCCCCACGACAGACAAUAUCCGGGCCACCCGCGAGCACGGCUACUACUUCACUGGUUACGAGCUGGGUCACAUGCACCACUGCAACUACCAGCAUGGGGCCUUUCAAGAGGGCUACGCGGAGUGGUACCAGCCGGUCUGA
Messenger RNA from Volvox carteri f. nagariensis, 2160 nucleotides. RefSeq lists its product as uncharacterized. Gene Ontology annotation, cellular component: Cdc73/Paf1 complex. The transcript is spliced from 17 exons. Bases 1 to 2160 code for a protein of 719 amino acids. Gene Ontology annotation, molecular function: RNA polymerase II complex binding. The record is from RefSeq and is a predicted model, not a curated record. NCBI's taxonomy places the organism in Eukaryota, Viridiplantae, Chlorophyta, Chlorophyceae, Chlamydomonadales, Volvocaceae. Gene Ontology annotation, biological process: transcription elongation by RNA polymerase II; positive regulation of transcription elongation by RNA polymerase II.